ACCGGCUUACGAAGAAGAAAAAAGACCCUGCCACUGUCAACAAAAAACGUUGCGCCUUUUAUCGCUAUUUUUGUUUUUUGUUUUUCUCUAUACAAAACUUUUUCAGAUGGACAUAGACGUUGGAACACACGAGCCGGGAUUUGUUGGGAUACGAUUUUGUCAGGAAUGUAACAACAUGUUGUAUCCAAAGGAAGACAAAGAGAACCGCAUCCUGCUGUAUGCGUGUAGGAACUGUGACUAUCAGCAGGAGGCUGACAGCAGCUGCAUCUAUGUCAAUAAGAUCACACACGAAGUUGAUGAAUUGACUCAAAUCAUCGCUGAUGUAGCCCAAGAUCCUACGUUACCGAGAACAGAGGAUCACCCCUGUCCAAAAUGUGGUCACAAGGAGGCAGUGUUCUUCCAGUCUCACAGUAUGAAGGCUGAGGAUGCUAUGCGUCUGUAUUACGUCUGCACGGCUCCUCACUGUGGACACCGGUGGACAGAGUAGCAGCUGUUUAUCAUGGAGAAGUCUGUCCUGAACAGUCCAAGAUGGAGCUGGGAGAUGGACCUUUUUUUUGUUGUUGUUUUUUUUUUUUUUACUAGCAGACC
Messenger RNA from Cyprinodon tularosa, 588 nucleotides. It is a transcript of the gene polr2i, whose product is annotated as RNA polymerase II subunit I. The coding region runs from base 107 to 487 and encodes 126 amino acids. The record is from RefSeq and is a predicted model, not a curated record. Gene Ontology annotation, cellular component: RNA polymerase II, core complex. Gene Ontology annotation, molecular function: zinc ion binding; nucleic acid binding; DNA-directed RNA polymerase activity. Gene Ontology annotation, biological process: transcription initiation at RNA polymerase II promoter; maintenance of transcriptional fidelity during transcription elongation by RNA polymerase II; DNA-templated transcription. The transcript is spliced from 6 exons. Lineage: Eukaryota; Metazoa; Chordata; Actinopteri; Cyprinodontiformes; Cyprinodontidae.